AUGGCUAAAAAUAUUUAUGCUCUCUAACACUAUUUUCCAGUUGCUACCAAAAUUUAUAAUACAGGUAUUGAGUAUAUAUUUAUAUUUUAGUUUAUUAAAAAUAAUUGACUAAAGGAAAGGAUUUUCUUAAUUAAAUGCAAUCUAUAUAUAUAGCUUCAGGAAUGUAUUCACUUCCAUUUGAUUAAUUAUAUACUAUAAAUAAGUUAGAAGAUGAAGUAAUAAAAGUGAAAAAUAAAGAAAUUAAGUUCAAAUAUGCUUAUGGUAAAUUUUCAUAGAAGAGUUGA
Paramecium primaurelia is the source of this 284-nucleotide messenger RNA. The record is from the annotation of a GenBank genome assembly. Lineage: Eukaryota; Ciliophora; Oligohymenophorea; Peniculida; Parameciidae.